GGAAUGUUUAAAUAGGUUAUUUCCAUUUUUUCGUUAAAGCAGAUAAAUCGAAAGUUAAGUUCAAGUGCACUUAGUGAAAAAAUUAGUUACCGAACGAUAACAGCAAAUACGAUUGCCGUUUUGGAUCCAGAAAAAAUUUAUUGAAAUGUUUAACAGGCAAAAUUGAAUAAACUGAUGCAGGUGAUAAAAGAAAUGCCUUCUCAGUUGAUCAAUUGAGUUAGAAAACUUUCAGUGAUAAACUCGUGAGGUUCAAUUUGGUGUUAGCAACUCCCGCUCUUCAGAAAUAAUCGAAGUGGCAAAAAAUGGUAGUUACAGAACAGUGUUUUUCUAUUUCCUACGAAUAAUAGAAACUUAAUUAAAAAAUGCGGCGUUUUCAGGACUCAGUAAUGUGGCGUAAGUUGUUGUUCGUGUUGUUGUUGUCAUGUUUGGUGAGCGGCGCCAUAGAUCCAGGAGCUGAGGACGAAGAGAAGGUGCUACAUAUCGGCGGCAUCUUCCCCAUCAACGGCACCUCCGGGUGGCAGGGCGGCCAGGCCUGUCAGCCGGCGGCCAUGUUGGCGUUGCAAGACGUCAACGAGAGAGCUGACCUGCUGAAGGGAUACAAGCUCAACCUCGUCUGGAACGACUCGCUUUGCGACCCUGGGCUGGGAGCUGCCGUCAUGUACGAGCUGCUCUACAACGCCCCCACGAAGCUCAUGCUCCUGGGCGGCUGCUCUACUGUGUCCACCACCAUCGGCGAGGCCGCUAGGAUGUGGAACUUGAUUGUGGUCUCCUUCGGUUCGAGCUCGCCAGCUCUGUCAGACCGCAAGCGGUUCCCGACCUUCUUCCGCACGCACCCCUCGGCGACUGUCCACAACCCCACGAGGGUCAAACUUAUGAAGAAAUUCGGCUGGACACGAAUAGCGAUCCUGCAACAGGCGGAGGAAGUUUUCAUAUCGACAGCCGAAGACUUGGAAAUCGAGGCCACAAUGAACGGCGUUGAAAUUUUGACCCGCCAGAGUUUCCUAAACGAUCCGACGGACGCCGUGAAGAACCUGAAGCGCCACGACGCCCGCAUCAUCGUGGGGCUCUUCUACGUGGUGGCCGCAAGACGUGUGCUCUGCGAAAUAUACAAGAAUAACCUGUACGGCAAGGGCAAAGUCUGGUUCUUUAUUGGAUGGUACGAGAACGGAUGGUACGAGCGUCACCUGAAGGAGGAGGAACUCAACUGCACCCUGGACCAGAUGAGGAACGCUGCGGAAGGCCACCUCACCACCGAAGCCAUCAUGUGGAACAGAGACAACAAGAUCACCAUUUCGAACACCACUGCUGAGGCCUUCAGGAAGCGGCUCGAAAAGGAACUUUUUAACCGGGGUUACGAAGGUAUCCUUGAUGACAUCUUUCCUGAAGGAUAUCAAGAAGCGCCCUUAGCAUACGACGCCAUAUGGAGCAUGGCGUUGGCACUGAACGUCACCAUGGAGAAGCUGGCCCAGCAGGGCAAGAGUCUGCGGGACUUCACCUACAGCAACAGCGACAUCGCAGACCAGAUCUACGAGGCGAUGAACGCUACGCAGUUCCUCGGUGUUUCGGGUCCGGUCGCAUUCAAGACGGAUGGUUCACGCGUGGCGUGGACACAAGUCGAGCAACUCAUCCGCGGCAAGUACGAAGUGCUGGGCUACUACGACGGCCAGACGGACAACCUCACCUGGUUUGAAGUUGAACGCUGGGAAGGAGGCAAGGUGCCCCAGGACAGAACCAUCAUCAAGAGCGAGCUGCGGACCAUUUCACUGGGACUUUUCAUCGCCAUGAGCUGCAUCAGCGCCUUCGGUAUCCUCGUGUCCCUAUUCCUGCUGCUCUUCAGCUGCCUCUACAGCCACCGCAGGAUGAUGCGAAUGUCGCAUCCUGCUUGCAACAACGUCACACUCGGAGGAUCUAUCCUUUGCUUCAGCUCGGUUUUCCUCCUCGGCUUAGACGGAAGAUUUAUACCGGAAGAGAACUUCGCGUACCUGUGCACUGCACGAGCCUGGAUUUUAUCAUUCGGGUUCAGCCUGGCCUACGGGUCGCUCUUCUCGAAAAUUUGGCGCGUGCACCGCCUCUCUACCAAGAGCAAGGUCGAGAGCAAGCAAAUCAGCGUGGACCCAUGGAAGAUCUACGCGAUGGUGGGGGCGAUGUUGGUUGUGGAUGUUGUGGUAUUGAGUGUGUGGCAAGGAGUUGACCCCAUGGUGCGCACACUCGAGACCUUCCCACUCGAGAUCCCACUCGACACUGACGAUGAUGUUAAGAUCAUGCCACAGCUCGAGCACUGCGAGAGCACGCAUAACAACAUAUGGCUUGGAACGCUGUUCAGCAUCAAGGGGCUCCUGCUAAUCCUCGGUCUCUUCCUCUCCUACGAAACUCGGAGCGUCAAACUCGACAAAAUCAACGACUCGAGGCUGGUUGGCAUGAGCAUCUACAACGUGGCGGUGCUGUGCAUCAUCACGGCGCCGGUGACGCUGCUGGUGUCCUCGCAGCAGGACGCGUCCUUCGCCUUCGCUGCGCUCUCCAUUAUUUUCUGCUGCUUCCUCUCCAUGGCACUCAUAUUCGUACCAAAGAUCGUGGAGGUGGUGCAGAACCCACGCGAGCGCGUCGACUCCACGGAGCACGGACCGUCCCGAGAAGAGGAGGAGCGCUACCACGCCCUGGUCGCUGAGAACGAGGACAUGCAGAAACUUAUUUCUGAGAAGGAGGAGAUGAUCAAGCUGCUCAAGGAGAAGAUCGCACAGCGCAACGCAGCUAAGGCGAGAGAGGCGGCCUCCCUCAACCAUGUCGUCGCGGCGCCGGAGUCGCAGACCAGACUGCGGCAAGUCUCUGAUGCCGCAGACAAGAAGGACAAAGGCUGUGCUCGUCCCACCCCUCCGCGCCCCAACUCAACCGACGCGCCUGCCUCGACUGACGCCGCGAUGGUGCCUCGUAUCAACUUUAAUAUCUCUGAGUCCUAUCUUUAAGUUGCCAUCUUAAAUAACUUUCAUGCAUGCUGCUGGAAAAGUUCAUUAUUUUAUACAAUUCAUGUUUUUAAUCAUGCUUUUAAUGAUGGUGUCAACUGCCAAUAGUUAAUUCGAUUCUUUCUAAGGAUUUCUUUUACCCUCCUUCAUGGUAGCGUUCAAUUUUCAUCUGUGAAAAUUUUUGUUAUGAAUAUUGAGAGAAUGUUUGUGAAGAUUACUACUGGCUGGCCAUCAUCAUGAAUUUCGUUGAUAUUACUCAACCAUACCUAGAUUAGACUGCAUUUAAUGAUGGGCUUGUACAACGUCGUCGUGUGAUCACGGGAGAAGGUUUAGAAGGUAAUUAUUUGACAAUCGUAAGUCGUAGCGAAGUUAAAAUCGAACGUUUGACGUGUGCUUUAGUGUUCAUAAGCCAUUAUGGAAGAUGAUUUGGUGGAUGAGUUAUAGGAUAAUAAUUGUCAUUUAUGAGCAUCAGACAUUGAGUAGAUUUCCAGCACAAGUCAUUUACUGGCGAUUAGAAUGAAUUGCCAAACAGGCUAGUGGAAGCAGUGCACAGUCUAGCGACAGUAAGGACAGUCUAGUGGAAGCAGUGCACAGUCUAGCGACCGCAACGAACAUUCUAGUGGAAGCAGCGCACAGUCUAGCGACAGUACGGAUAGUCUAGUGGAAGCAGUGCACAGUCUAGCGACCGCAACGGACAAUCUAGUGGAAGCAGUGCACAGUCUAGCGACAGCAACAGACAGUCUAGUGGAAGCAGUGCACAGCCUAGCGACAGCAACAGACAGUCUAGUGGAAGCAGUGCACAGCCUAGCGACAGUAACAGACAGUCUAGUGAAAGCAGUGCACAGCCUAGCGACCGCAACGGGCAGUCUAGUGGAAGCAGGUCACAGUCUAGCGACCGCAACAGACAGUCUAGUGAUAGUAGUGCACAGUCUACUGACAGCAACAGACAGUCUAGUGGAAGCAGUGCACAGUCUAGCGACAGCAACGGACAGUCUAGUGGAAGCAGUGCACAGUCUAGCGACAGCAACGGACAGUCUAGUGGAAGCAGUGCACAGUCUAGCGACAGCAACGGACAGUUUAGUGGAAUCAGUGCACUGUCUUGUGACAGCAACAGGCAGUCUAAUGACAGCAACGGACAGUUUAGUGACAGCAACGGACAGUCUAGUGACAGCAAUGGACAGUCUAAUGACAGCAAUAGAGCGACAUCUCCUGUUCCGUCUAUAGCAAAACUUUUUUUGUGAAUAACGUUUGAACAUUUAUGUAUCCGUGAUUUGAUUUAAUAUGUUAUUUCUGUCAACUUAUUGCUUGUCUAAUUUAUUUUAGAGUAUAUAUGUAGAAAUUUAGGUUACGUACAGUCAGUACGCGAAUUUUAUUGUUUUAAUAGUUGAAUAUUUAGGCUUCAUGUGGCUUGACAGUUUGCACAAAUUUACUGAAGAAAAUAAAAAUAAGUAGUAACUUUGUUUUUCUCUAAUGAGAAUCCGUGAGCUGCGGAAGUCAAUUCUUGACCAUACCUGGGUAUUUUUAUCAAAAAAGUGAUAAAUACCUGAAAAUAACUGAAAGUAUUAAAUUGCUGGCGGUUUAGAAUUCACUAGGUAAACGACUGCUCAAGGGUGAGAGUACGUUAUAAUUCUGAAAAUAAUUUAUAAUAAAAAGAAGUCACGGCGGAAAUUAUGAAUGCGAAGAUGUUGGUGCUGCUAUAAUUACAAGUAAGAGCGAAUUAAUAAAAAAAUGUUUUGUUCUGUAAUAGUUUAAAUAUAGAAAUUUUCAGGUGUUAUGCUUGUAGUUUACAUGCAUGAUCCUGUUUCCUCACGUUGAGCGUCAAGUACUCAUUAGGAAGUAGUUGAUUUCGCAUUAUCUUAUCUUGUUGUGCUCUAACUACACUUGUAUUUCUAUUACCCGACUUACUCUUUAACUUCCAGAACGACCUCAGACGUCGUAGAACUUUUAUUACGACAUUUUACAAUUGCAAAAAUUGUAUGAAGUGCUUCAACCUCCUACAUUUCGUUGCGACGAUAUUUAUUUGGUAGAUAUUUUAAUGGAUUAAAAAUUUUUAUUUUAAAAUGCACUAGGUUAUUAUCUAGAAGUGUAAACACGAGGCAAAGUAAUACCCCUAGCUUCCUCAUAUACGUGGAAGGACUCCAACUAAGGGCAAAAAAUUAAUCUCGUGUUCUAAAAGAACAGUUUUUUGCUGCAUUUUAUUAAACUACUACUUCGGAGAAAUAAAUGCCUUUUGACUAUUUAUUUUGAAUGAAUAUUGUUCUAAUGUUUUUUUGGUGAUUUGUAAGAAAUUAAUUAUGCGAAGUCUAAGUUGAAUGACGGAUGUGGUGCUGUUUAACUGAAUAAUAGAGCCCUUCAAGCAUGUGAAAUAUUUUAACAAUGAAAGGGUUUUUAGCAUAAAAUAUUUUCAUC
This is a messenger RNA of Hyalella azteca, 5366 nucleotides long. RefSeq names its product gamma-aminobutyric acid type B receptor subunit 1 (gene GABA-B-R1). The record is from RefSeq and is a predicted model, not a curated record. Gene Ontology annotation, molecular function: G protein-coupled GABA receptor activity. Gene Ontology annotation, biological process: G protein-coupled receptor signaling pathway; gamma-aminobutyric acid signaling pathway. NCBI's taxonomy places the organism in Eukaryota, Metazoa, Arthropoda, Malacostraca, Amphipoda, Hyalellidae. The coding region runs from base 363 to 2960 and encodes 865 amino acids. Gene Ontology annotation, cellular component: G protein-coupled receptor heterodimeric complex; membrane. The transcript has 19 exons.